GAAGGCAGUUGGUGCAGCUUGUGUGUGAUUCCUAACGUCAUGUUGGCUGAGAGCCAGCCUGGUUUUAUUUCACUGUGUCAAAUUGUACCUCCUUAUUGAAUUCCUUUGCCAGCCUACUUUGUGAAAGAAAACAUUGGGGUUUCUUUGGCUGUUCUUGAUAAGCCUAUAAAAAAUGAUAUUUUUUAGUUGCUUAUAGUUGCUGAAGUAAAGGAACCCUGCAGCCUUCCCAUGCUAUCUGUUGACAUGGAAAACAAGGAAAAUGGCUCUGUCGGUGUAAAAAAUUCCAUGGAAAAUGGGAGACCACCUGAUCCUGCAGACUGGGCCGUGAUGGAUGUUGUCAAUUAUUUCCGAACCGUGGGAUUUGAAGAGCAAGCUAGUGCUUUUCAGGAACAGGAAAUUGAUGGAAAAUCCCUGCUAUUGAUGACAAGAAAUGAUGUGUUGACAGGACUUCAGUUAAAAUUGGGGCCUGCUCUGAAAAUCUACGAAUAUCAUGUAAAACCUCUGCAGACAAAGCAUUUAAAGAACAACUCUUCAUAGUACAGUCAAAUUGAGGUCUUCGACCUCAAAAAGUACAUAAUGACAUAAUUUAGUUUCAUGUAAUGAAACUUUGUAAACAGAAUACAUACAUGUGUAUAUGUAAAGAAUUUCAAUCAAAUGAAACGUUAUCCUAUUGGAUAGACCAGGCAAUUCAUCAGCUCACCUGAAAUCAGCCAGGAGGAGCAAGGACAAGAUGCGCACAGGGUGGUUUUCCUCAUGGAUUUUGCCAAAUAGAAUGAUCUUUGACACGAUUAGACACUCCUCCCCACAAAGGCUUUGAAAUCAUAAGGAUUUUCCUCAUCUCUUUAUAGAUUGCUUUCCCAAAAUCUUUUAAAAAAGAAUUUAAUUGAAUGACAGUCUUUUGGUUACAGACUUAAGAUGAGUAAAACAAGAAAAUUUGGGGAGGGGGAGAAAGAAGAAAGGGAUUGCUGUCUCCCUUGAAUUCCUCUGCUCCUUAGAGCUUGUGUUACUUGGAUGGAAUUGCCGACACCCUUUUUUAUAGAGGGUUCUCCACUUGACCUUAUUAAGGUUUUAUUGGGAUAUGCUGCAGUGUUUGAAAUGAACAUGCAUCAUGGCCCCUUCAGGAGCAGAAUCAUAGCUCUGAAAAGAGAAGCGCCAUUGUGUACUGAGGAUACCCAUCCAUAUUCAGCUAGCUUUCAAAUGGGGUAAUGAUAUUUUCUGCAUAGAUUUUCUUUUACAUUGGUUCUUUGUUUCUGAAGAAAGGAUUUUUUUUAACUUCAUGGUUUUAUUUAUAAUAAUUUGUUUUUGAAGAAAUUUGCCGAGAGUUACAGGUCAAAAAGCCUUGUUACUAGUACAGAAUAUUUUUAUAUAUAUUCCUUCAUGAUGGUGUAAUUUUUUUUAAUUGUCCUAUGCUUUGUUCAGUUCCUGGGUUAAGUACUUGUUUUUAAGAGCUUGGAAAAAGUGGGCUUGCUACAUCUCUGUUCAAAGAGACAUUUGUUCAAUCUCUGUGUGUCAACGCCUUGUUGAAUUGGUGCUUUGUGGUUGCAAUAAAGCAUUGCUUCAGUUUA
Molecule: messenger RNA, 1565 nt
Organism: Nomascus leucogenys (northern white-cheeked gibbon)
Lineage: Eukaryota; Metazoa; Chordata; Mammalia; Primates; Hylobatidae
Gene: SAMD13
Product: sterile alpha motif domain containing 13
Molecular function (GO): protein binding
Source: RefSeq, a predicted model, not a curated record